AUGACCAGUACAAGUGCGUGCGACCGCUGUGCCAAAACAGUGAAACCGGACGAAGACCACAUCGAAUGUAUGGGGUUCUGCGACCAAGUGUAUCAUGUGAGAUGCAUUAACUUGAACUUGCCGUUCGUCAGGAUUCUUCGCGAGAAAAUCAAUUUGUUCUGGAUGUGUGAUGAAUGUAGCAAGUUGAUGAAGUACGCCCGAUUCAGAAACACUGUUUCAUCCCUCGGUAACGUAAUUUCGACGGUGAUAGGUAGUCAGCUGACCGGCUUAUCCGAGCUGAAAACCGAAAUGGCCAAAAACAACAAUCAGGUCGCUCAACUCACUCACAUAGUUAAUGCUGCUACCCCAGGUACAUCUGCUAGACCGAAUCAUGAUCGCCUCUCAAAACGCCGUCGAGGUGAUACGGAAACACCGACUAAACCGACUACUGGAACAAGAGUCAUUGGAACUAGCGAUACGCUCGCUGUCAAUGCUCCAUCAAGCCUGUUUUGGGUUUACCUUUCCCGGUUUCACCCCAGUGUUAAGAGAGAUGUGGUUGAGAAACUUGUUCGUGAUGGACUGCGAACGACUGAACCAGUUAAAGUCGUCUCUUUAGUGAAAAAAGCCACCGACCCACUAUCGAUGAACUUCAUUUCCUACAAGGUCGGCAUUCCAAUGAAACUAAAAGAGAACGCUUUGAACCCUGAAACUUGGCCACAGGGGAUUGUAUACAGAGAAUUCGAGGAUACUCAGGUGAAAAACAAUGUGUGGCUACCUCCUGAUAUCCCAGCACUCCCUGCUGUUCCAGAGACUAUUCCGGGUGGCUCUCCAACGGGCACACCGUUUGGGACACCAGCACCUCUCGAUAUGCCAGUCCCUUUAGGUACACCCAGUAUAACAGUCACCCCUUAA
Molecule: messenger RNA, 891 nt
Organism: Ochlerotatus camptorhynchus
Lineage: Eukaryota; Metazoa; Arthropoda; Insecta; Diptera; Culicidae
Exons: 1
Coding region: 1-891 (296 amino acids)
Source: RefSeq, a predicted model, not a curated record